Messenger RNA from Culex pipiens pallens (northern house mosquito), 3669 nucleotides. Its product is annotated as zinc finger protein 808-like. Gene Ontology annotation, cellular component: nucleus. Gene Ontology annotation, biological process: regulation of DNA-templated transcription. The transcript has 5 exons. The record is from RefSeq and is a predicted model, not a curated record. Bases 67 to 3663 code for a protein of 1198 amino acids. Lineage: Eukaryota; Metazoa; Arthropoda; Insecta; Diptera; Culicidae. Gene Ontology annotation, molecular function: DNA-binding transcription factor activity, RNA polymerase II-specific; zinc ion binding; RNA polymerase II cis-regulatory region sequence-specific DNA binding.
AACAGCAGUAUUUAUACGACGAGUACAUUUCUCUAUUUAGUUUUUAAUUGUAUUCUCAACAAAACUAUGAGUUCCGCACCGUUUUGUCGAACUUGCUUGUCCCGAACCAGUUCCAAAUAUCGCUCCCUUUUCAAGGAAUCCUUCAUAUGUAGUGAAAAACGAAAUUUUGCCAAUUUGCUAACCGAGUUUAUUCCAUCGCUUGAGAUCCGAAAAGAGGACAGUUUACCACAAAUGAUUUGCGGAAAAUGUGCGUUGGAUUUGAAACACUGUUUCCGCUUCCGAAGGAAAUGUUUGCAGGCGGAUUCUGUGUUGAGAUCUUCACAGGAAACGAAUUUUGUUGGUGGAAAUACAAUAGCAAAUCUAGAGGAGGAAGUAGGCUCUGGUAGCGAAUCUGAACUCAGUGAAAUUGCAUCGCCGAAGGAAGUUGAACCUUCUAGUAAGAAUACUGACGAGAAUAUUGAAAGUAUAACGGAGGCUAUUCCAGAAUGUCCGGACAAGGAGAUUCUACCUAACAAACCCAAAUCCCUCGAAUGUCCCUUCUGCCAAAAAGUGCUUAGUUCCGUCAAAUCCUAUCGAACCCACCAGGCGUUGCACUCCGACGUGGCCAACUUCCUGUGCAAUCGCUGUGGCGAACGGUUCAAGACGAAAAUGGCCUACACGGGACACAUGGCCACGCACAAUCCUAACAAGUUCAGGUGCGAAAUUUGCGAAAAAUCCUACCGGCAAGCAGCGUCCCUGCGAAGUCACAUGCUAAUUCACUCCGAGGAACGUCCGUUCAAGUGUUCGGUCUGCAAUCACGCAACGACUCAGAAAAGUAGCCUGGCGAGACACAUGCUGACCCAUUCCGAGCAGAAAUCCUACGUUUGCGAUCUGUGUGGAGAGCACUUCCGGUUCAAGGGGAAUUUGGCCGUCCACAAACAACGUCACACCAAGCAGAAAGAUUUCCACUGCCAAAAGUGCCCGAAAAGUUUCGUCACGAAGGACGAACUGGCGAACCACGCCAUAACCCACACCGAGGAGCGACCGUUCGGCUGUGAUUUGUGCAGCAAGAGUUUCAACCGGAAGAGUGCGCUGCAGUUUCACCGGAAGCACACGCACUCGGUUCAGCCAAAGAAUGCGUGCCACGUUUGUGGGCGGGGCUUUGUGCAGAAAAUUACGCUCCAGAAUCAUCUGAAGACGCACAUUUUGACUGAUUACGCCGCCGCUGCGAGUCGUGUUUUUUUCGCAAAAACAAAAAAAAACUUGGCUUCUCGUUUUAAAGUUCAGAAAAAAUUGUUUUGUUCUUCACAAGUGACAAAAGCUCAGCAUCAUCGUCCUGUCCCAAUGGAGACCCGCUCAGCGAACGCAGGUUUCUCCGUGGUCGCCGCCACGGGCCCAAACAUUUGCCGGAUCUGCCUAACCAACGGCGGAACCGGAAAACAAGGGCAAGUGCAAGGUCUGGAAUCGAUCUUCAGCACCGUGGUGGACUACGAGUGCAAAAGUUUGUACGGGAUCCUGCUGGAGGUUUGCGCUCCACUCGGCACCCGGGAGAUGCUCAACGGGAUGCCGGAACGGAUCUGCCGGGGUUGCAAGUGGCGCCUGCUGACCGCGUACGAGCUGUACGAGACCUGCCUGCGGAGUGACGAAAAGAUGCGCGAGGUUAGCGCACGCGAGAUCCAGCUCAAGCAGGCCAUGCAAGUGGAGAAAAAGGAAGAACAGCAGGUCGUCAUCAAGCAGGAACUGCCCGACGGGGACGAGCAGCCAAGUUUCCAGCACACAGAAAACGACACAACCAUGGAAGACUACAGCGACGCGUCCGCUCUGUUGCUCGAGAGUCAGUUCUACCCGGAUGCGGAAAGUUCGCUGGUCGCCCCUUCGCCGAACCUGCUGGAAGAAAUGGCCCCGGCCGUGGACCUCCAGGAAACGUUUUUCGAAGAACAUUACCAACCCGGCGAGAACGGGAACCACAAGUGUGGCAUUUGCGAGGCAGAAUUCCAGUACAAGAGUGCCGCCCGGACGCACAUUCUCCAGAAGCACGACCCGUCGAAACCGUUCAAGUGCGACGUGUGUUUCAUCUCGCUGACGACGGAACUGCGCCUGAUUCGGCACAAGGCCUUGGGACACGGCGUCGGAGUGAUCAAAUGUGACCAGAGUGCGGAGGACAAGGACGAGUCCGGCGCCACGAUCUACACGUGCAAGAUCUGCUCGAAAACCUUCACUUCGAUGGUUCGCUUCAAGCGCCACAAGAACGUCCACGUCGCGUACAACAGGCCGUUCAAGUGCGACGUCUGUCUGUACCGGUUCUCAACCCGAUCGCAGCUUCAACAACACGCGAAAACGCACCAGGAAAAGCCCGAAGGCACCGACCAACCCGAUCAGGACCAGUGGCCGUGCGAGUUCUGCGAGGAAAAGCUACCAAACAAACGUGCCCAGACGAUGCACGCCCGGCGAUUCCACCCGGAGCAAAGUCUCGCAGUAGAAUCUCCCGCCGGAACUGCCACUUCCACCGGCAGUGACAAGAACGAGUACAAAUGCAUCAUCUGCUCGGAGGCGUUCGCCCGCGAAAGUGUCCUCAACACGCACAUGAAGAUGCACGAGCUGAUCGCACUGGAGAAGGAAAAGGAACAACGGCAGCAACAGCUGGAAGCGAUGCUCAACAAGCGGGAACAGCAGCAACAGCAGCAGCAGCAGAAUUCCGCGUUGGAUUCGAGUACGACCGCGGUCGGUGCCAUCAGCUUCAACGAAAGUCUGACGACGAUGGGCAGUGGGAAGAAACGUAGCGACGCCGAUAUGCUUUUUGUGUGCAUCGUCUGCGAGCAGGAGUUUGAGGAGCGGGAUAUGCUGUUGAAGCACCAGAAAAGGCUGCACAAGGAGCUGGAGCUGAACAUUGUGUCGAGUGGGGCCGCGCAGGAACAGCAGGAUGGGGCGGCGGAGGAAGCCCCGGUAGAUGACUUGGAAGACAGCGCACGUACCAAAGAUCCGGAACAAACCCAGGACGAGUCGAUGGUGGUCGAUCUGGACCCGAUCGAGUUCCUUGCGACGGAAAACGGUAAAACGAAGCCGCGUGGCGGCAGCGGUGGUCCUCCAUCCCUGCCCAAAUGUGAACUCUGCGGGAAAACCUUCAUGUACAACUGCCUCCUGCAAACCCACAUCAAAAAGAGUCACAGCGAAUCAAAGCCGUUCGAGUGCAAAACGUGCCACAUGCGUUUCGGCUACCGAGGCACCCUCCAGAAGCACGAACUCUCCCACUCGGCGCAGAACGUCCGCGCCGGUGGCCACGGUUCCAUCAUGUACAAGUGCAAACUGUGCGGGGCCAAGUUCCUCGAGCAGAAGCUGCUAACCUUCCACCUGAGGACCCACCGCAGCGCACCUCCCACUCCAACCCAAAAAGCGGAACCGGAACCACCCACCACCAAAAAGGUGGAAAUCUUCGCGUGCGGCUUUUGUCCGCAAAUCUUCAACGCCAAGGACGAGUUCGAUCGGCACCUGGUCAAUGUCCACCGACAGACGCCGGCGCCACCGCCAUUGAAACCGGCUCCCGGAAUCAACCGGAACUCGCCAACGCCCGCGGCGGCGCGCAAGACUGCCGAACGGCGGACGCCCAUGAACGAGAAAGAAACGUUUUUCGACAGCUUGUCGAUCGUCAAACUGGAACAUCCGUUGGGAACGGUUAAGUUAGAUUAGAAUGAG